This is a messenger RNA of Seriola aureovittata, 1807 nucleotides long. RefSeq names its product CCHC-type zinc finger, nucleic acid binding protein b (gene cnbpb). The coding region runs from base 429 to 962 and encodes 177 amino acids. NCBI's taxonomy places the organism in Eukaryota, Metazoa, Chordata, Actinopteri, Carangiformes, Carangidae. Gene Ontology annotation, cellular component: cytoplasm. The record is from RefSeq and is a predicted model, not a curated record. Gene Ontology annotation, biological process: positive regulation of cytoplasmic translation. The transcript is spliced from 5 exons. Gene Ontology annotation, molecular function: single-stranded RNA binding; translation regulator activity; zinc ion binding.
CCGGCCGAUCGAUCCGCUCUUUUCUCCCCAUAAGAGGCUCCCCGCCGCCGGGCUGCGGUGCCGCUCGUUCCGGUGUGAUAUACCCGUAGAGGGGGCGCUGCGGAGCGGACAGUCUUUCGCUGUUUAUUCCGCUGUGGAACAUAUGCUAAGUUGCUAGCAGGUUAGCUGACAACAUGACACCAAUGGCCCUGUCUCUGGGCCGUUUCUCUCCGCACACACCGCGGGAAAACCCGCUGAAGCCAGCCGGAGCAGUCCGCACUGGUGAAGCGGAGCUCAUCGAGGAGCGGAACCUCCAGCCAGUGACCGCAUAGAGCUGCCUGUUUACGGUGUGAGGCCGCGGGGAGCCCGGGGGGGCGGUGCUGGUUAACGGUACCGGAGUCGGCCAGUCUCAUGUAGAGCAGAAUACACAACAGCCACCAAAGACUGUGAUGCAGUCCGGUUCUCUGUGGACCCACGUGAGAGCCGUCGUCGUGGUGAUGAGCACUAAUGAGUGUUUUGGUUGCGGCCGCAGUGGCCACUGGGUGAAGAACUGUCCGAGCGCUGGCCGAGGACGAGGGAAAGGUCGCGGCAGAGGCAAAGAUCUGUUCUGUUAUCGCUGUGGGGAGCUCGGACACGUCGCCAGAGACUGUGAGAGGACUGAGGAUGCCUGCUAUAACUGCGGCAGAGGAGGACACAUCUCCAGAGACUGCAAGGAGCCGAAGAAAGAGCGAGAGCAGCUUUGCUACAACUGUGGGAAGGCCGGACACAUGGCACGGGACUGCAACCAUGCUCACGAGCAGAAGUGCUACUCCUGUGGUGGCUUUGGACACAUUCAGAAGUGCUGCGAGAAGGUCAAAUGCUACAGGUGUGGGGAAAUCGGCCAUGUUGCAGUGCACUGCAGUAAGGCGUCGGAGUUGAACUGCUAUAACUGUGGGAAGUCAGGUCACCUGGCCAAGGAGUGCACAAUCGAAGCCACUGCCUAGGUGUCGCAGCCUUCCCACCUCGCUCUCUUUCAUCUUUUCUUUCUCUUUAUUCAUUCCCUCUGAUCCUCCUCUUCUCAAUGGUCCAGAGGCCUGUCAGUCAGCCUCACAGCAGCCAGUCAGAGCAGGCGGAGGGAGGAGGAGGGGUGGACACUAAAAAACAAGUUUCUUCUGCAUUUCUAAAAGAACAAACUGAAUCUGUGUUUUUAGUUUGGUAGCGGUGUCAUGACGUACAAAGCUUUGUUUAAGAAUACUUUCUGCCCAGCCGAUUGGCUGAGAGAGUAGAGCGAUUUAAGAAAAAAAAAGAAAAGAAAAAAAAAAGUUAAGCCCCUCCUCUUAGUCCUAAAGUGUGUGGGACUAUAACGGAGGGAAAAAUAUGUGAUGGAAGUUUUUACCUUCCAACAUUAACUUUAUUUUCUAUUUCCAGACAAAAUCAAAUUUGUCUGAAAGAAAAGUGAUUGGUCCCGCCUCCAGCAAACAGCCAAUCACCUCACACGAUGAACAAACCAAUCAGAGAUGGCCACAGCAGAUGACAAAAGGAACAUUAAUUGCUCAUGUUUUCAAGGUGCGUUUUGUUGCUGUUUGGACCAAAUGGAGCAAUGCACUGACAGACAAAAACUAAUCAUAACAAUAAUAAUAAUAAUGGUAAAAUUCAUUUUAAAAAACAACAAUUUUAAGUUUGGGGAGAGGAGAAUGUUUUCACAAAAAAAAAAAAAUCCAAAUGUUAUUUUUGUACAAUAUAUCACUUAGAGCUACUGUAAAAAUGUCAUUUGGUUGUACUGCAGACUGUAAGUUUAACCUGACAAUAAAAACAUGGAGGAGGAGGAAGAGGAUGGAGCCAAGACACA